Messenger RNA from Papilio polytes (common Mormon), 1337 nucleotides. It is a transcript of the gene BBS8, whose product is annotated as tetratricopeptide repeat protein 8. Lineage: Eukaryota; Metazoa; Arthropoda; Insecta; Lepidoptera; Papilionidae. Bases 54 to 1337 code for a protein of 427 amino acids. The transcript is spliced from 6 exons. The record is from RefSeq and is a predicted model, not a curated record. Gene Ontology annotation, cellular component: ciliary basal body; BBSome; non-motile cilium. Gene Ontology annotation, molecular function: protein binding. Gene Ontology annotation, biological process: non-motile cilium assembly.
GUGGCCCAGAGACCAGAAGUGAAUUUUCUGUUACUUUUUAAUUUGUAAACGAAAUGGAAAUACCUGACGAUUACAAAAUAUUAUAUCUUUAUAAAAUUAAACAGUAUGAUGAAUGUCUCAAACUAUGUGAGGAAGUGUUAAAAGAUAAAAAUGAUCGUAUGAUAGAGUUUAUUCGGAUGCGCGCGAUGACGAUACAAGUGAAGGUCGCAGCAAACGCUUACGACGAGGUUGACUACUUCACUUAUCAAGAUGAGUUGACUUCUACCGCCGUAGCGAAAACACCGAGACCUGGUACUACAUUCGAUAGGCAAAUUCGGACAGCAUAUCAGACAUCAACGAACAAAAGGGUGAGCACUGCUGCCACUAUGAAACCCGGAGGUAGUGCGGUGACGGCGCGAGCUCAAAGCGCGAGGACGGCGUUGCGGUCAGCGGGGCGUGCCUCGCGAGCCGCCACUGCCCUUGCUGGCGGCCCAUCUCUCAAUAUGCCUAUAUCCCUCAGGUUCCUAUCCAAGGAGGAGACGACGUUUUCACCAGCUGCUAAAACUUUAUUUGAAUACGUGUAUUACUGUGAAGGAGAUGUUCGAAAGGCUAUGGACGUUGCAUUUCAAGCACAAAAGAGAGACAAUUCUUCGGACUGGUGGUGGAACCAUUCCCUGUCAAGAUGCUACUACACUCUGGGAAUGUUUAGACAGGCCGACGACUGCCUACGUCGUGCACUGAAGCAAAAUAGGCAUUUAAGCGUGUAUCUUCGAUUGAUAGCUAUGUACGUGGCUUUGGACCAGCCUAUAUCAGCACUGGACAUAUGUAAGCAAGGGCUUUCGGUAUUUCUUGAGUGCACGCCCUUAUUAAUGGAACAAGCUAGAAUCAAUGAGCAGAUGGGAAACUCUGCUGUGGCAGUUAAAGACUUCAGAAUGGUAGCUAUACAGGACCCUUUCAACAUGGAGGCCGUUGCGAGUAUCGCAAUGCACAACUUCUACAAUGACCAACCCGAAAUAGCAAUGAGAUAUUACAGACGUUUGCUGGCAACAACUCCACUAGGUUCCGAGAUUUACAACAACCUUGGCUUAUGCUGUCUCUACUGUAGUCAAUGGGAUCUCAUUUUACCAUGUUUUCGACAAGCUCUCUUCUUUUCUACAAGCCCUAGUUCAAAGGCCGAUAUUUGGUUUAAUCUAGCACAUGUAGCUUUGUCUACUGGUGACAUGAAUUUGGCGAGAAGAUGUCUACAAGUGAGCCUCGCAAUUUUAGAAAAAGAAUACGUCCGCCAAGCUUUAACAACGUUAGAAGCCAGACUUAAUGCUCGGAAUGAAAAUAUUGAAAAUUAUAAAACCUAUACAUAA